AUGUAUGGUUCUCACAAUUUUAGGGAUCCACAUAUUUUAGUUACAAAUAUCAACAAAUGCAUUGAUAGGAGUGUAUUCAGACUAGAAUUUCAAAAAUUUGGCGAAAUUCGAAAGUUAUUCACCGACCCCGAAGGAAAAUUUGUUAAAAUCUACUUCAAAGAUAAAAACUCUUAUACUCCUGCACUUAAUGCCCUAAAACACAACCCUCAAGGUUGGAUACUUCAAGGAUAUUUCGAUAGUAAAAAUCCUUCCGAACAUAACAUCACCGAGUCAAAGUACGAGAAACCUGGAAACAACUCCAAGAUGUUGCAGGAAUACUCCCAAUGCGAGGCGAUUUCGGACGAAUUCGUCAAUGUUUUCGGCGACCCAAUGGAAAUUUUCGCCGACGAAACCGGCGAGAAUUUCGUCAAUCUUCGAGCGGUCCAAAAAAUGGGAUUCGCCAUCUUCACUCGCCCCGAAUACGAAUCUCUUAGAAGAUACCGAAAUUCAGAAAGAAACGAUGUCAUAAAGAAGGAAUUCAACCUGUACAUGCUAACCAAAGCUAGUGAAUACUUGCUGGAAAACAACGUGAAAUGUAUCAACGAUGAUGAUAUUCUGGAUGUCAUAAACCGUUGUAAAAUGAAGUUGGGUAUAGAAGGGGACUUGAACCUCCAGGACAACGGUUCCAAAUCGGCAACUGGAUUUACGGUGACCAUUGGCAAUAACUUGGCUAAGAAUAAGGCCCAGUCUAACGAUAAGCUCUUUUCACCUCCGCGUGAAAACUCUGUGAAUUCUGUAUCGAAUACAAACAGGUCACUGAAUUAUAAUAAUUCUACUUACCCUCGUAAACCUUACAACAAUGCCCCCGAUACCAGAGCAAGGCAAAACAACGAUGAAUUCCAGAGGAACAAACAAGACGGAAGACAAAUGAGAUCUCCAGGAUCAAACAAUUUUGGCGGUUCUAAUGCUAGUUUUGAAAAGCAAAAUGAUGAUACACAGAGCGAGACCAGCGAUCAUUCCUCUUCGUCCCAGAAACAUGCAAAAAAAGUGCCAUUUGCGAAAUUUUUGGAAGAUAUUGAUAAAAUCGAUAAAAUCAUUUUGCAGAUCAAUAAAAAAUACAAUGUGCGCAUUUCAUCUGUAGAUACCGAAAACGUCUGUUGGGUGCAAACCACUGAAAGUAUCGAUGAAUUGUUGGAAUUCGUCGUCGAAUUGAACAGCUCCGUUGACGAAAUCGAAGACGUUAAAAAUAUUAAAAGAGGCCAACUCGCCAUUGCACCUUUGGAUGAUAUUUGGUACCGCUGCAGAGUUAUGAGUACCGACCCGUUGCAAGUUUUAUUUAUCGAUUAUGGCAAUAAAGAAAUCGUUAGUUCGAUUAAGGAGCUGCCGCAACAGCAUCGAAAACUUCCGGCAGCUGCCAAUAGAAUAACAGUCAGUACGCAGUCCUUCUUGCCUAAAUUAGUACCUGAUUUAGAUCUGAAAAUUAGCAUUAUAAAACAAUUUCAAGAUGGCACUUACUGUGUUGACAUCGAACCUCCAUCGAACCAACCAGCUUCUGAUAUCUCACCGAAACCCGCCAAACAAGUCGAAGAACUGAAACAACCCGCUAGAAAAGAGGUUGAAGAAAAACGCGUUGAACAAGAGGUACAAAAACCCAUUGUUCAAGAGAAACACUAUUUCGACGUUCCUGCUUCAUUGGCGGAACUAAAGGACGGGGAUAAAGUUAUGUUGAUCGAUUUGAUCGACAACAAAUUCGCUGUUCGCACGAAAGAAUGUGCCCAAAAGAACAAAGAGAUCUUAGAGUAUAUCAAGAAUUUGGACAAAUCCGAGAUGCUGUUAACGUCCGUUAAAGAAGGGCAAUUAAUCCUCUGUUCCAAAGACGGCUUGCCUAAUCUGUGUAGAGGCGUUGUUCAGAACAAAGUGUCACCGACGAUUGUUACUGUAAAGUAUUUAGAUUGUCCCGGUGAAGAUCAAUUAUCGGUUAAAUCUCUGAGGAACGUCGAUGAUUAUUUGGCUGCUCAAGGCUGUACUUUAUUGAUGACCCCCAAAAUGGAAUUUAUCAACGACUCUCUGGAUAAUCAUGUGGAGUUUAUAUCCAGACUGUUCGAGAAUAAAGAGAAAGCGACGAUUGUAAUGACUGGCGCUGGUUGUGACUUGCGAUUGCAAAGCGGAAAUUUGUUAUCGGAAGAGUUGAAUCCGGUAGAAGAAGAGCUUCCCAAACUUGUCCCGGUAACGAGUACUCCCAAUAAUUCUGAGGUUGAGAAGAAAGUCCCAACUCCGAAAAUUGCUGCUGAAAAAGUAGAGAAAAAAGAAGAUAAGCCAGUUUCGCUUGCGAAAAAGUCUAUUUCAUACGAUGAUAUGCCAUUCAUUAAGGCCGAAAUUGGAACCAGCGGCAGUUAUUUGUGCUAUGACAUCACCAGCUUGGAAGACAUGACAUUUAUAUCAAUGAGCGAAGAGUCUGUAGAAUAUUUAGAAAAAGUUACUGAUAUGUUGCAGGUACUCGCAGACGAUAAUCCCUUUAAACCUGAAUUGUUGGAUAUGUGUUUGGUUUUGUACAAAUCUCCCGAUGAAACUGAAGCUUGCUUGAAUAGAGCUGUUGUGAUUGACGAGAAUGAAUCUGGUUACAUUGUAAAUAUGGUCGAUUUUGGAACUAAAGCUACUGUGGCAUCAGGAGACAUCAGGAAGUUCCCUGAGGAAUUAAAAAGUAUUCCUAUACUUGGAAUCCCUUGUGCCCUUAAAAAUAUUCCGAAUACUCAGAAAAAUAUUGACCGUGUCAAGGAACUCAUACCUGAAGGCGAAGAAGUGAACAUAAAAAUUUUGGAGUACAUCAACGAUGAGAAGUAUAUGAUCGAAAUACCCGAAGUAGAAAAAGAGUUGAAGAAAUAG
Phyllotreta striolata is the source of this 2862-nucleotide messenger RNA. NCBI's taxonomy places the organism in Eukaryota, Metazoa, Arthropoda, Insecta, Coleoptera, Chrysomelidae. The record is from the annotation of a GenBank genome assembly.